This is a messenger RNA of Oldenlandia corymbosa var. corymbosa, 2766 nucleotides long. The record is from the annotation of a GenBank genome assembly. Lineage: Eukaryota; Viridiplantae; Streptophyta; Magnoliopsida; Gentianales; Rubiaceae.
CUGUUUAUGGUGCAUAUGAAUCCUAACCUUGGAUCUAGGUUGUUUCUUCUAGCCAAAAAGGCCGGAAUUAUGAGUGAAGGGUAUGCCUGGAUCAUCACUGACAGUAUGGGCAACUUCAUGAAUACUAUAGAUGAUGCUGUUAUUGAUUCCAUGGAAGGUGUGAUAGGCCUAAGGCCUUAUGUACCUAAGUCAAAAAAUUUAAACAGUUUCAAAACCAGAUGGAAAAAGAAUAUGGUGCUGAUGAGUAAUUCCAACCCUGAAACUUCAGCAGCGGAGUUGAAUGUCCAUGGUUUAUGGGCAUAUGAUACAAUUUGGGCGCUGGCAAUGGCAGUAGAAAAGAUUGGACCAAUCAGUCCCGCCUUCUUGGGGGCGCAUCCUGGCAUUAAUAAUGGAAAUGAAAUUUUUGACUUGAGAAUCUCCAGAUUUGGACCAGAACUUCUAGCUGAACUACAAAAUAUGACAUUUGAAGGCUUGAGUGGAGAGUUCCACUUGAUCAAUGGUCAGUUAAAUACAUCAACACUUGAGAUAUUCAACAUCUAUGAAACAGAAAGACCAAUUGGUUACUGGACCCCUGAUGGAGGCAUUACGCGAAAAUUAUCUUCAAAUGGCCGACAAACAUAUUCAACUAGUACUAAGGAGUUGAAGAAAAUUUUGUGGCCUGGAGAUUCAACAAAGAAGCCAAUAGGAUGGGCCAUUCCUUCAAUGAAGCUGAGAGUAGGAGUUCCUAAGAAAGAAGGUUUUACAGAAUUCAUCGAUGUUUCACAAGAUCCCCUGACAUACAAGACCACCAAUGUUACUGGUUAUUCAAUAGACAUUUUCUGUUCUGUGAUAAAGCGGUUGCCUUUCCAUAUAAAGCCUGAAUUCUAUGCUUUCACAAAUAAAAGCGGGUUUAGUAAUGGAACCUAUGACGAUCUUCUUUAUGCCAUACCAAACGAGACUUACGAUAUGGUUGUUGGGGACGUGACGAUUUUGGCUGAUCGAGCAAAAUAUGUUGAUUUCACUCUGCCAUAUUCUGAAGCAGGAACCGUUAUGGUGGUCAGAAACAGGAAACAAAGAGACAUAUGGAUCUUUGUUAAGCCAUUUAGUUGGGAUCUUUGGCUAUUAAUAUUUGGCACCUGCAUAUGUAUUGGCGUGGUCCUUCGAAUUCUGGAGAAUCGAGCAAACUGCCAAUCUGAUUUUAUAGGAUUGAAGAAACACAACCUUGGCUUUUCCUUUCCAAUUGCAUCUCUGGCCUUUCCUGAAAGAGAUCUGGUCUUAAAUAAAUGGUCGCGUUUUGUCAUGGUUGUGUGGCUGCUAAUGGCUUUCAUCCUGAUGCAAAGCUACACAGCAAAUUUGUCUGCAAUGUUUACAGUUGAUCAAUUAGACUACAGGUUUUCAAGUGAUGAGUGCAUCGGCGUCCAAAAGGAUAGCUUUGUGAGGAACUUUUUAAAGAAGCGUCUGAAUAUUAGUGAUAAAAAGAUCAGGGACUAUUCAACUAUUGAAGAAUAUCAUGAGGCCAUGAGAAUAGGGAGCAAAAAUGGAGGAAUUGAUGCUAUCUUUGAUGAAAUCCCUUACAUGAAGCUGUUUCUUGAUCAAUAUGGUUCAGAGUACAAAAUUGUUGGACAUACAUACAAGACAGAUGGAUUUGGAUUUGUAAGUAUGCUCUUCCUUCACCUCUAGGUAUUUAUCAGGAAAAAGAACAAGGCAGCAAACUCAUGAUGAAAUGCCUGUUGGAUUUAAUACACUGGAGUAGGUACCAAGCAAGAUUGAAAUCUUUCCUUUUUUUCUUUUCUUUUUUUUUUGUUUUUUUGGUCCAUAUUGAUGAAAUAUAAGUAUCAGAAUAUCGAACAAUGCAUGAACUAAAUCCUUAUGGUCCUGAAACAUUUGUAAGAUCUAGAUUAUGCCAAGAUUAAUUUGAACCAUCUUUUUUUUAUAGCUUUCUUUCCAAACUGAAAAGGAUGUUUUUCAUUUGCUUGGGAAUGUAUGCCUUCUUCUAGAUGUGCUGAGAAAUGAUUUUGCAUUAUUAUGUGCAACCCAGGCGUUUCCUUCAGGAUCUCCACUGGCAGCCUAUUUUUCAAGGGCAAUUCUAGAUUUCACAGAAAAUGGAAACUUCACUGAAAUUCAGGAGAAGUAUUUUGGACCUUCACAUUCCAGUGAUCCAAUCAAUUCAAUCAGCUCAGAGACACCAGAGUUGCGAUUUUACGAUUUUGGAGGAUUAUUUAUCAUAAUAGGCUCAGCAAUGCUACUGGCACUAUUCUGCUCAGAGACCACUGUUGGCCAAAGACUCACCGAUGCAGUUGCAGAUUACAGUAAAAAAUCUUUCUUCUUUCUACCGUCUCGAGAGAAUGACUCAAGAAUCGAUUCAACUGUGCAUCCUGAAGGUGGAAAUGGAGAUUCAUCUAGUGAUGAAGAACAUCAAGGUUCUGACAACAUUGAUCAAGAAUCUGCCCAAGGAGAUUCAAACCAUUUAGCUGGUGCUGAUCAAGUGACUGAGUCUGUGCAGGGAAAUACUAAAAAUGAAAUUCAGCUUUCUGAGCACAGGAAUGCCAAUGUUACAGAAGAAAAACCAAACCAAUAGUGAAAGCAUGGAUGUAAAAUAGGCUUGAAUUCAGAUUAGAUGAAUCAGGAAUGUAAAAUAGGUUUGAUCACUCAUGUGCAUAUUGUCAGUGUUUAUGGUCUGAACUUUGAAGUAAGUUUCUUAAUGAAACGUGUUUAAUAUAGUCCAUUGUAAAAAUAUGCAGAUUGUAAAAUAGGACCCUUUUAGCGAGUACCUUUUUUCUAGGAAAC